GAAGACCCGCUCGAUCCCGCGCUCGAGUAUGCUGUUGUGGAUCCUGCUCAGCCCAACAUGCCCUACGGCGACGGCUCGGACAAGGUGUUUGGCAUGGAGAACUUUGGGUACACCUGCUACAUUGCGUCGAUCUUGCAGACGCUAUAUUACACCACCUCGUUCCGCCACCAAAUUUUGGCCUUCCCGGAACGCGAUGCAGCACACCCACGCAAGCGGAAACUACGAUACGGCAUGUCGGAAACGAUAUUCACCGCCUUGAAGGACGUUUUCGAGUGUAUCACCGAAAAUGUGUCGAAAGUGGGGAUUGUGUCUGCGCAGCAGCUCGUCGAGGUGGUGAAGAAAGAGAACGAGAUGUUCCGCAGCUCCAUGCACCAGGAUGCCCACGAAUUCCUGAAUUUCCUCCUCAACAACGUGAUCGAGGCUCUAGACAAUUACUGCAACGCGACCGGAGCGGAAACAGAUAUCCAUCGUCUUUUCGAGGGCCUGCUAACGAGCGAGACGAAAUGUCUGUCGUGCGAGACGGUUUCCACUCGCGACGAGCUCUUCCUCGACCUUUCGAUCGACCUGCAACCAAACACUUCCAUAACGCACUGCCUAAAAAUGUUCUCGCAGAGCGAGAUGCUCACAGAGUCCAACAAGUUCUACUGCGAGUCGUGCCACUCGCUACAGGAGGCAGCCAAGACCAUAAAGCUCAAGAAGCUGCCCAAGAUCCUGGCAUUGCACCUCAAACGGUUCAAGUACGCCGAGGAGCUGGGCAGAAACGUCAAGCUCUUCUACCGCGUCGAGUACACCAAAACGCUGCGCAUCUUCAACACGACAGAGGGCUCCGCAUACGCCGACAAGAUGUACGAGCUGUAUGCUGUCGUGGUGCACAUCGGCGGGGGCCCGUCGCACGGACACUACGUGGCGAUCGUGAAGACGGACCGCUUUGGCUGGCUUCUUUUCGACGACGAGACGGUCGAAUGCGUGGACGAGAACUUUGUGUACCGUUUCUUUGGCGACGGGCCGGGCCUUGCAACGGCGUAUCUGCUGUUCUACCGC
Ogataea polymorpha is the source of this 1041-nucleotide messenger RNA. RefSeq lists its product as uncharacterized. Gene Ontology annotation, cellular component: cytosol; nucleus. Gene Ontology annotation, molecular function: cysteine-type endopeptidase activity; cysteine-type deubiquitinase activity. The transcript has 2 exons. Lineage: Eukaryota; Fungi; Ascomycota; Pichiomycetes; Pichiales; Pichiaceae. Gene Ontology annotation, biological process: protein deubiquitination. The record is from RefSeq and is a predicted model, not a curated record. The annotation marks the transcript as partial.